GGACCGAAGAAGGAGUGAAGAUCAACUCUCACCCAUGCCGCGACUUGGUCCGCCGAUGUAGGAAGAAGCUUGCCCGGUCGUCCAUGCCUCAUAGUCCUGCAACUUUGCUUCCUUGCGCCGCGCCGCCCCGCGUCCGGUAUCCGUUUUGCGUCGCGACAAUCGCUGAUACUCUUGAUGACAGUGCCAGUGGACUUUUUGGAUAUUCGUGAAAACGGAAUGUUACACCCCCUACAUCCAUCCUUGUGUUUAAUAAAUGUUCUGUUGUCUACGUGUGUCAUAAAGUGCAUUUUCUACCCUUGAGCGGAAAUUUCUCCGGGAUUAUUUUCUGUGCUGCGCGGGGAGCUGAAGUUGAGCGCGGGCGGAGCAGAGGACUUGAACUCCGACGACGGAUGGUCAAGCACCGAGUGUCCCGCGGGCGUCGCGUCUCAAGAAGAAAACAAUUGGAGGAGAUGGGUUCUCCCGUCGAUUGGCAGUGCUCCUCGUCCGCAACAUGUGCUCUCUGAUUCUGGCUCACUUUUGAAAAAAUGGAUCUGUCAAGCGUGCGAUGGGUGAAGGCGGUGGCACUGCUCUCCUGGGUUGGGAGCCUGGAGAGCGCCAACAUCCUCAUGGUCACCAUGGGCGGCACCCGGAGCCACAAGAUCCCGUUCCUGGCCCUGGGGCAAGGGCUUGUCCUCCGCAACCACUCGGUGACGCUCGUCAACGCCUUCCCGGAAAACUCGGAGAGCCCGGACCAGACCCGGACCCGCCCCCACCCCCGCGUCCGGGAAAUCACCCCGUACGGCCUCGUCAUGUACGUCCGCAACUUCACCGACUGGGACCUCGUCGGUGCUCGCAUCCGUGGCGAGGACCCUGUACCGCUUCUCGAUGCCAUCAGAUAUGGAUACCAGGCGUGUAAAGCUAUGCUCUCCGACACACAGACGCAGCACCUGCUCCACACGAGGCGAAAAUUCGAGUUACUGAUAAUCGACGGGGCCUAUCCAGAGUGCGCUCUUGGGCUGGCCCACCACCUCAAGGUCCCUUUCAUGUAUAUCAAUACAGUUGGAUUCUAUACGCAGUCCCUUUCCGUCGCCGGCAACCCUACUCCCUACGCGGUUACCCCGUUCUUUGCUUACCCGCUGUCCGACUCCAUGAGCCUCGUCCAAAGGGUGCACAAUGCGGCGCUGCACGUGGCGUGCGGGAUGCUGCACUGGAUCAUGGUCCGAUGGUUCUUGAACGGAGUGCUCCGGACUCACAUCCACCCGGGGACCCCGUCCGCCUACGAGAUCUCCAAGAACGUGAGCUUCAUCCUCCAGAACGGGCACUCGUCCAUGACCUACCCGCGCCCUUACCUCCCCAAUGUCGCCGAGGUCGCAUGCAUCCACUGCCGACCUUCAAAACCCUUGCCGAAGAAUAUAGAGGACUUCAUUCAACGAGGAGGCAACGCGGGGUUCAUUUACGUGAGUAUGGGCUCAUCUGUUCAGACAGCCAACACGCCUAUUCACCUGAGGAAGUUAUUCUUGUCGGUCUUCUCGAGACUUCCAUACCAAGUCCUCUGGAAGUGGGACGAUGCCAUAGCCAAUGAACUGCUACCGAUAAAUGUCAUGCAAAGUCGAUGGUUUCCGCAACAAGACUUACUGGGUCAUGAGAAGAUUCGAGGAUUUGUGACGCACGGAGGACUCUUGAGUUUGUUUGAGACGAUUUAUCACGGGGUGCCUGUGGUCGUCUUACCAGUUUUCUGUGAUCACGAUGCAAACGCCGAGAAGGCGGUUCGAGACGGAUACGGCUACAGACUCGAACUCAGAUCACUGACUGAACAUAAACUACUCAACGCCAUCAGCUCCAUUGUUUCAAAUCCUAGGUUCCUAGAGCAAGCUCAAAAGAGGUCGAACCUGCUGCGAGACCAGGCGGAGACCCCGAUGGACACGGCCAUUUUCUGGACGGAGUAUGUCCUCAGACACAGGGGCGCCUACCACCUACAGUCCCCUGCCAAAGACAUGAGCGUCAUCCAGUACUAUUCCAUUGACGUUCUACUCCUCAUGCUUGCCGCUCUCUACUCAAUUGUAAUUAUUGUAAAUAGACUUAGGAGAGUGGCAUCAAAACUGCAAAAUACACUCUCCUAUAAGUUAUUGGUUAAGUCGAAAAUAAAUUGAUUAUAUUUUGUUCA
Molecule: messenger RNA, 2143 nt
Organism: Bemisia tabaci
Lineage: Eukaryota; Metazoa; Arthropoda; Insecta; Hemiptera; Aleyrodidae
Product: UDP-glucuronosyltransferase 2C1
Molecular function (GO): UDP-glycosyltransferase activity
Source: RefSeq, a predicted model, not a curated record